This is a messenger RNA of Oncorhynchus gorbuscha (pink salmon), 3494 nucleotides long. It is a transcript of the gene arsb, whose product is annotated as arylsulfatase B. The record is from RefSeq and is a predicted model, not a curated record. The transcript has 9 exons. NCBI's taxonomy places the organism in Eukaryota, Metazoa, Chordata, Actinopteri, Salmoniformes, Salmonidae. Bases 251 to 1843 code for a protein of 530 amino acids.
UUACUGUCUAGGAAGUUAAAAAUAUUCAACCUGGAAGACAGCGAAACAAUAUUGCGCGUGCAUUUCCUCAUCAACACAUCUUGUGAUUUGUUGCUUUUUUAAUUGAAUAAACUACAUUACCUUUCUGAAUCAUGCUUUCGACUGCCGUUCAGGUGUUGCAGAUACUGUAGAUCUGUACUGCUCUAGUACUUCCUUGUUUACAUGAAUAGUAUCAUUUCUUUCGAGGUCUUCGAUUUGAGGAAGGGGGACAAUGUUUCCUGUAACAUUGAGUUGUAUGAUUGCCACUGCAAUUAUCUUGCUGUCAUGCCCCCUGUUUUUAGAGGGUAAACAGCCGCCGCACAUAGUAUUCAUUUUAGCUGACGACUUCGGCUGGAAUGAUGUUGGAUACCACGGUUCAGAGAUCAAGACGCCGAAUCUGGACAAACUGUCAGCUAAAGGUGUCCGGCUGGAGAAUUACUACGUCCAGCCUUUAUGUACACCUUCCAGGAACCAAUUUAUGACCGGAAGAUAUCAGAUCCACACAGGAAUGCAGCACCAGAUCAUCUGGCCGUGCCAGCCCUACUGUGUCCCUCUGGAUGAGAAGCUGCUGCCACAGCUGAUGAGAGAGACAGGCUAUGCCACCCACAUGGUGGGAAAGUGGCACCUGGGCAUGUACCGCAAAGACUGCCUGCCAACACGCAGAGGGUUCGACUCCUAUUUCGGCUAUCUGACAGGCAGUGAGGACUACUUCAGUCACCAGCGCUGCAGUCAUGUCCCUCCCCUGAACGUGACCCGCUGUGCCCUGGACCUGAGAGAGGGGGAGGAGGUUGCUACGGGAUACACAGGGACCUACUCCACUCAGCUGUUUACUGACCGGGUUACCAGCAUCAUCGCUAAACACAACUCCAAAAAGCCCCUCUUCCUCUACGUGGCUCUUCAAGCGGUCCACGCCCCUCUACAAGUUCCAGAGCGCUACGUCGCCCCCUACAGUUUCAUAAAGGACCCGAACCGCAGGCUGUAUGCUGGUAUGGUGUCCGCCAUGGACGAGGCUGUGGGCAACAUUACGCUGGCACUGCAGGAGACCGGCCUCUGGGACAACACUGUACUGGUCUUCUCUACAGAUAACGGGGGUCAGACUCUGGCUGGGGGUUCUAACUGGCCUCUGAGAGGCAGGAAGUGGUCACUGUGGGAGGGUGGGGUUAGGGGCGUUGGCUUCGUGACUAGCCCUCUGCUGAAACAACCUGGGACCGUCAGCCGCCAACUCAUACACAUCUCUGAUUGGCUGCCGACACUGGUGGGCCUGGCCGGGGGAUCGACCGAUGGGACGAAGCCACUGGACGGCUAUAAUGUGUGGAACGCUAUCAGUAAAGGUCACGCUUCACCCAGACUGGAGCUGCUACACAACAUUGACCCUCUCUACGUUGACAUCGCUCCAUGUCCAGGCAGUGCUUCCCAGGGGUUGCCUGUCUCUAAUGCUCCAGUGAGGCGUGGAGGCUCCACCUCCAACCCUUGGUCCUGGUCCAACUCAGGCUUCAACGUGUCUAUCCACGCUGCCAUCCGCAGCAUGCAGUGGAAGCUGCUGACUGGCUACCCAGGCUGUGACCGAUGGUUCACCCGUCCAGGCUUGGAGAACAGUUCUGGAACCAACAGUUCUGCUUCUGUCAAUCCUCUGAAGCCUGUGAUGCUGUUUGAUGUGGAGGCGGACCCAGAAGAAAGGGAUGAGGUGUCUGACCAGCACCCCAACGUGGUGGACAACCUCCUCAGGAGACUAGGCCACUACUUGCAGAGGUCUCAACCAAUCACCUUCCCUGAUGACGACCCCAGGUGUGACCCUGGCACUGGAGCCUGGGGGCCCUGGGAAUAGACACAAUGGUAAGUUGAGUCCGAGUCGUUACGUUCAACGGGGGCGUAGCUACCACAUGUCGCUGAUUCGUCAGAACCCUCCUAAAUGCUUCAGGUAUUACCACCAAAGCUCCAGUCCCCUCCUGUGUUGGUGUCAAACAGGGCCGUCAACAGGAAGAAACCCGCGGGCUUGUUCAGCCCCCAUACUUACAUGGUGAGAUCAUGGUAUCAGCAACAGCUGGGUUGUGGGUUUGGUUCCCACUUUGACUUAUCCCUGAAUGUAUGAUUUAUCGUGUGAAUGUGUUUCAUGUAAGUGGGUUUGGAUAUAAAUACUGGUAUGUGGUAACAGUAAGAUCCUUUCGCUAGUUGUAUAACUUAGCUUCGUGUAAUAACAAGCAUAUGAUUGGGGUCAGUUAACUCCUGCUGUGGUUGUCUUAGGAGUUUAUAAAUAGGUGCUAAAUGGGUUAGGAGUAUUUUAGGGGUCAGAGGUUAGAAACAUGAGGAAUGUCCCAGAUCCUGCCGGUAUGGCCAGAGACAUAACAUCCACGCCCCAAUCACACACACACUGUCUGUCUCACUAUCAGAGAGCAGCCUUGUGUGUGUGUGAUGUUUGGAUUCACUUGAAGUUCUAACUCUGUGCUACUAGGUGUCUAAAGAGAACAUGGUUCAACGAGCCAAUGAUAUAUUAACAUGUGAGACCCUCUCAGCGUAAUAUCAUGUUAAUAUGUAGUACACUUGUUAGUGCAGAAUGACAAACCGAUGUACACACAUUCCCCCCAGUGACCAUUUCCAUCUCUAAGAAACGCAUUUCCUCUACAGACACUUUAUGACCCCCCCCUCACCCCGCCCUUUGACCUCCCUCCGGCCAGCAGCAUGCUGGGUAGUCACAGGAAACGCCGCCUGCGGAGGGCCGACGGCCUGGUCACCACCGUGACCGUUGACACUUGGCCUGUAAUGUGAGCUGAUUGACCGCAGGAGAGGGACCAACUGUACCGCUAGCGACGUUUAGAAAUAACAAAAGAUGACGGUUGCAUGGCCCGGAUUUUUAGCGCAUCAUAUAUAUCCUUUGUCAAAGAGUAAACGGAAGAAAGACGUCCUCAAAUAUUCUGUAUGUCAGAAGGGAGACGCACAGCACUUUGGUGGCUAAACAUUGAUUUAGUUUAGAGUGUAGUCCCUCCCACUUAUCUCCUCAACGUUUCCAUUACUCCAGUUUGGCAGCAGCAGUGUGAUAUCACUAACUACAGCACUAACCACAACCCCCUUUUCUCUCUCACACACAUCUCUCUCACUCCUAACUGUGCUGUUGACCCAUCACCUCUUUCAUCCCUUUCUCCCUUCAUUCAUUAAGAGCUUUUUUAAAACUGUAACUCUACCUGCCAUUGUGUGUGAGUGUGAGAGAGAGUGAGAGUGAGAAUGGGGUAUACCGCCAGAGUGUGUGUCUGCUUUUCACAGCCGACACUCAUCACUGCGAACAACUGGCAGAAUAAAGGUGAAGGCCUCCUGUGGUGCAGCGGUCUAACUUGCUAACCACACCGCUCGCAUUACAAAAAUACAUGUACACACAGUUGAAGUCGGAAGUUUACAUACACUUAGGUUGGAGUCAUUUAAAACAAAUGUCUUGUUAACAAACUAUAGUUUUGGCAAGUCUGUUAGGACAUCUACUUUGUGCAUGA